This is a messenger RNA of Parastagonospora nodorum SN15, 216 nucleotides long. RefSeq lists its product as hypothetical. The record is from RefSeq and is a predicted model, not a curated record. NCBI's taxonomy places the organism in Eukaryota, Fungi, Ascomycota, Dothideomycetes, Pleosporales, Phaeosphaeriaceae. The transcript is spliced from 2 exons. The coding region runs from base 1 to 216 and encodes 71 amino acids.
AUGUCUGACGCAGAGGAAUCCUGGGGCAUGUCAAGUAGUCGAAGUGCCAAGCGAGCGGCAGCAGCGCGGGCCAUCGUCAUCUGCAUGGUUCAAGCUAACCUGGAAGCUCCAAGCUCCACCCACCACGGCGACCUUCAUCUUCGCCAACCGCCUCUACAGCUAUACACGCGCCUCCUACGGCCAACGAAACCUCCUCCACCAACACCCCACCCCUAG